AUAGCUUUUUGGUAUGUGUUGAAGGAGAGAAUAGAUGGCACAGUAGUCUAGAGCUACUGAUACUUCUAGAGAGAGAGAGAGAGAAAGAAGAAACUAUGAAACUUGUUGUUGUUGGUUUUUGAUUGAAAAGAAAGUGUAUUUUGAUUUGAUCAUCUGAAAUAUGUACAUAGGUGGUGGUGGUUCUUCCAUGGGAAGAUCUUUCAAGGAAUCCCUUAAACUGCUUGAAGCUGAUAUUCAUCACGCCAAUAACUUGGCAUCAGAUUUUCCGAGGGAAUAUGACGGUGCAUGUCUUCAGAUGAGGAUGUCAUACAGUCCAGCAGCACACCUGUUUCUUUUUCUUGUGCAAUGGACAGAUUGCAAUCUUGCUGGAGCCCUUGGACUAUUAAGAAUCCUAAUUUACAAGGUGUAUGUGGAUGGGACAACUACCAUGUCUACGCAUGAAAGAAAAGCAAGUAUUAGGGAAUUCUAUGCGGUCAUAUAUCCCUCUUUAUUACAACUUCAAAACGGUGUCACUGAUACAGAGGAUAAAAAACAGAAGGUUGUAUGCAUGGAGAGAUAUCGUAAAAGAGAUGAGGAGGAGCACAGACAAACCUCAGAUAUAGACAUUGAAAGAGAAGAAGAGUGUGGAAUAUGCAUGGAGAUGAAUAGUAAGAUUGUCUUGCCUGACUGCAACCAUGCCAUGUGCCUGAAAUGUUACCACGAAUGGAGAGCAAGAUCACAGUCAUGCCCCUUUUGUCGUGACAGUCUCAAAAGAGUGAACUCGGGCGAUCUCUGGAUAUUCACCGAUAGUAAGGAUAUAGUAGACAUGGAAACGGUUACAAGGGAGAAUCUUAGAAGGCUUUUCAUGUACAUAGAUAAGUUACCUUUGAUAAUUCCAGACUCACUUUUUGACCCUUAUGACUCUCACUUAAGAUAAGUGUUCUUUGAUGGGUUUUAGUUACAUAAACUUGGAAUGUAAUUUGGUGAAUUUAGCUUAUAGAGUUACAGUGCUUGCUUCCACGUCUUCCAGAGUUUACCAUGGUUUUGGUGGUGAAGUUGAGAUUGUAAAUUGUAUUUAGCACAUUUGUAUAUCUUUGUACAGAUUGAAUUACUUAUUAAGAGGUUUGCAUAUUAUGUGCCUCUUGUGUUAUAAAUGUGAAUCUCUUGAGAAACAAUA
This is a messenger RNA of Cicer arietinum (chickpea), 1156 nucleotides long. Its product is annotated as E3 ubiquitin-protein ligase AIRP2-like. The record is from RefSeq and is a predicted model, not a curated record. Gene Ontology annotation, biological process: protein ubiquitination. Lineage: Eukaryota; Viridiplantae; Streptophyta; Magnoliopsida; Fabales; Fabaceae. Gene Ontology annotation, molecular function: ubiquitin protein ligase activity.